GCUGAUGUUCCUUUUCUCUCUGAGCAAUCCCUGGUAAUACUGAUUCUGGAACGUGCUUUGAAUAGAACGGAGUGUUUGCAUCCUUGGACUCCACACACAGAUUUCAAAUGCGAUCGUGCUUGCAAUGGUGGCAGAUGGCAAAGGCAAGCGGGCCAAGUCCAGGUCCCGCUCAAGAUCCUGGUCUCAGGGCAAAUGCCCGGAUUGGGCAACAUCUGAGAAGAAAGAGGCAACCAGAGGAGCACCCAGAGUCCAGGCACCUGAAGACUUGCCAGUUUCGGCCUACAAAGAGAACAUCAUAAACCUGUUGCUGGAGAACCGCAUUAUAGUUGCUGUCGGCGAGACAGGAUCAGGCAAAACUACCCAGAUCCCGCAGUACUUGCUCGACUCCGAGAAGUUUCAAGCCCUUUUCGAGAACAAGCGUGGUUUGCGCAUUGCCAUUACGCAGCCAAGAAGGGUGGCCGCAGUAGCAAUGGCCAGGCGUGUGUCAGACGAGCGAGGAACUCGACUUGGAGACAUUGUUGGCUACUGCAUCCGGUUUGAGGAUCAAUCGAGUGCAACCACUCGGCUCAGAUAUAUGACGGAUGGAUGUCUGCUGCGAGAGUGCCUGGGUGACCCGGAUCUUGCAAACUAUGAUGUUGUGAUACUGGAUGAGGCACAUGAGCGCAGCAUGCAUACAGAUGUCCUGUUUGCCCUGAUGAAGCGAGCAGUGCAAAAUCGUUCCGGACAGCUUCGAAUGCUUGUCACCUCAGCCACUUUGGACACAGGCGCUUUCUCCCAGUACUUUGACUGCCCGGUGCUGGAGGUGCCUGGUCGCAGCUUUGCGGUGGACCUUCACUAUCAUCCGGUCUCCAAGACACAGCGGGUGGAAGCUGCAGUGAAUGUCGCAUUGAAUUUGCAUGUUCGUGAAGGACCUGGGCAUAUUUUGGUAUUUCUCACUGGAAUGGAGGAGUGUGAGCAAGCAGUUAACUUUGCCAAUGCAAAGCUGCAGAGCAUGCUGGACAGCGGCAAGGAAGUCUCAGACUGCCUUAUCGUGCCUUUGUAUGGUAUGAUGCAGUCAGAUGACCAGCGCAAUGUGUUCGAAGAAGUUCCAGAAGGGUGUCGAAAGCUAGUAUUUUCAACCAACAUCGCUGAAACAUCGUUGACAGUUGCGGGUGUUGGUUUCGUAGUCGAUUGUGGCUACUGCAAGCAAAAGUUCUUCAAUCCAAAGACAGGAAUGGAGUCACUGCAAGUGACAGAAGUUUCUCAAGUACAAGCGAAGCAGCGAGCUGGUCGUGCAGGUCGAACACAGCAUGGCAAGUGUUUCCGGCUGUACUCAGAAGAAACGUUCCAUCGCAGUCUUCCAAAAGUCACCGUGCCCGAGAUCCUGCGUUCCAAUCUGGCAUCGGUGUCUCUCCAGAUGAAGGCAAUGGGCAUCGACGAUGUUGUCAAUUUUGACUUUAUGGAACCUCCAGACAGGGUUCGUUUGGUGAAGUCCUUGCGCUUGCUGUACUUGAUCGGUGCGUUGGAUGCCGAUGGGUCCUUGACAGACCUGGGACGCAGAAUCUCACAGCUUCCUCUUGAGCCUCAGUAUGGGCGGGUCUUGCUCGCUGCCGCCGACUUGCAGUGUGUGUCAGAAGCAUUAACGUUGGUGUCUAUGCUGAGUUCUGAAGGCAUUUGGUACCGACCAUCUCGCCAAAAUGCAGAGCAGUGGGAAGAGGCCCAGGCCAUGCAAGAACGCUUUGUGCAUCCACUGGGGGACCACCUGACGCUGGUUCGAAUCUACACCAUGUGGGAAGACGAUGGCUGCAGCCCAUCCUGGUGCAAGGAGAACUUCCUGCACUUCCGGGCACUGCGGCAGGCUCGCGACAUUCGAGGCCAGCUCUGCGAGCAGCUGGAGAAGGUCUCCGAGGCUUCCAUACGCCAAGCAGUUCAAGGAAAGCGCGAUCGGGAGCGGGACCGUGGCCGUUCUCGAGAUCGAUCUCGUGACCGAGAUCGCCACCGUCAGCGAGACCAUGACAGAGGUUCAAACCGGACGUCGAAGUCUGGCACUGAUGCGGAGCAGGCCUUGCUGCAAUCUCUUUGUGCGGGCUUCUACAUGCAGACGGCGCGAGCAUGUGGAGCUGCUGGCGGUUGGCUGAUUGUAGGUGAGAAUGUACUGGUCAAAUGCGAGUCCAGCAGUGCCAUGGAUGGUUCGCCUGCAGAGUGGGUGCUCUACACGGAUUUGGUUGGUAGUACUGUCGCCAAUUGCAUGAUGCGCACCGUGUCAGCUGUGGAUCACACAUGGCUAUCGCCAUUGUUGCCAAAACUGACUGAAGUGGACAUGAAGCGAAUUGUAGGCCUGUCUAAGCCCACACAGGCCCAGGCCCAGGCAGAAGCUCCAAAGGACGCAGCCCAGACCGUCCAAGAAAGAGAGGACAAGGUGGGCAGUGCGCGUGAGCGAUAUUUGGCGCGGAAGAACAAGCUUCCUGCAAAGCGGUGAGACCGGGUUGCUGG
This is a messenger RNA of Effrenium voratum, 2472 nucleotides long. The record is from the annotation of a GenBank genome assembly. NCBI's taxonomy places the organism in Eukaryota, Dinophyceae, Suessiales, Symbiodiniaceae.